Penicillium hordei is the source of this 1653-nucleotide messenger RNA. RefSeq lists its product as uncharacterized. The record is from RefSeq and is a predicted model, not a curated record. Bases 1 to 1653 code for a protein of 550 amino acids. Gene Ontology annotation, cellular component: membrane. Gene Ontology annotation, molecular function: transmembrane transporter activity. Gene Ontology annotation, biological process: transmembrane transport. NCBI's taxonomy places the organism in Eukaryota, Fungi, Ascomycota, Eurotiomycetes, Eurotiales, Aspergillaceae. The transcript has 5 exons.
AUGUCACUUUUACAUGCCCUUCGCCAUGAAACUAAACCCGUUGCAUUGUCUACUGUACCCCGCGAGCUAGAUCUGACCCCCGCAACCGCAGCCGAACAUGCUCCAGACCCGCAGGAUUCUGUAGAAGGCAACUCGACUCCUAGAGAUGGCCAACCUGUCUUUGAACAGACGCUGCCCAGCCGGACGACCAAAUCGCGUCGAGUGGUCAUUACUGCACUUCUUGUCUUAGCCAAUAUUGUACAGAUGACAGUCAAUUUUGCAGGCAUUGCCGGAGGAAGCGCCUUGAGUGAAUCAUUGGGUGCUGAAAAGACCUACGCCUCAUGGAUUGCUGCUAGCUAUGCUCUAACCCAAGGUACCUUCGUGUUGGUUAGUGGUCGAUUGGGAGAUGUUUAUGGCCAUCGAGAACUCGUCUUAGCCGGGGGUGUCUGGCUCACCAUCUGCACUCUAGCCAAUGCGUUUUGUAACAACUUCUUCGCCUUUGUCACGAUGCGGGCUUUAGCUGGCCUUGGAGGGGCAUUAAUCAUGCCUAAUGCAGUGGCUAUGAUAUCCAGUACCAACCCCCCCGGUCGCGUGCGAAAUCUGAGUCUAGGUCUCUUUGGUGCAUCGGCCCCAGUAGGAGGAUAUUUUGGGGCUUUGUUGCUGGGUGCCUUUCUACAGCAGACAGAAUGGAAGUGGUUUUUUAUCUUCAUUGCCUGUCUUGGUGUUAUCACAUUCACUCCGCUCUGGGCUUUGAGUCCGCGAGAACCGCCGGUUGAUCGUCAUGGAAAGAUUGACUGUAUUGGAUCGGCUCUUGGAACAAGCUCAUUGAUUCUAUUCAACUUUGUUUGGAAUCAAGCCCCAAGUGUCGGUUGGUCAACCUCCUAUGAGAUUGUUCUCCUGAUCAGCUCAAUUAUCCUAUUCGGGGGCUUCCUGCUUUGGGAAAGGAACUACGCCGCGGAACCCAUCAUGCCACUCGAAAUCUUCAAGGCCCCAUCCUUCCUCAUGCUGCUUUUGGUCGUGCUUCUCAAUUAUAUGGCUGUCGGAACCUUGAUCUGGUACCAGGUGCUCUGGCUCCAAAAGGUCUGGCAUUGGUCUCCCCUCCAAUUUGCCGUGGGUUGGACCCCAUUCGUGAUUUGCGCCACGGGCGCUGCCUGUCUCGCAGCAUGGAUGAUCCCGCGAAUGGCAGCACAAUGGAUCCUGGCCAUUGGAACGGUUACGAUCUUAAUUUCGAAUGUGCUCAUGGCGACCGUGCCAAUCCACCAAUCCUACUGGCCCCAGAUUUUUCCUUCUGUGGUUCUGUUCUCAUUCUGCCCGGACUUCGUGUACACGGCUGGCCAAAUCAUUGCCAGCAACUCCGUCCGUCGAAAUCAACAAGGAAUCGCUGCGUCCGUCAUUGGCACCCUGAAUCUAUAUGGAAACAGUCUCGGACUAGGGUUUGCAUCCACAAUCGAGGUGCAAAUUGCCCGCCGCUCGGGUAGCCAAAUCAUGGGGUAUCGAGCGGCACUUUUCUUCGGGGUUGCCAUCAGUGUCUUAGCGCUUAUACUUGAUGUCUGCUUUGUCCGACUAGUCAAGGAUAAUCGGGAGGGGUGGCAUGAGGAUGACCACAUGGAGGAAAUUGAGCUGACGGAGCAGGCCGAAGCUACCGGUGUCCAUCUACCAAAUGUAAACCACUAA